Molecule: messenger RNA, 912 nt
Organism: Dracunculus medinensis (Guinea worm)
Lineage: Eukaryota; Metazoa; Nematoda; Chromadorea; Rhabditida; Dracunculidae
Source: the annotation of a GenBank genome assembly
AUGUUUCAGGUGUUUCCAUAUCGAGCAUGCGACAUGAAAAGGAAGGGUUUUGAUCGAACUUUAAUUGAUCAUAUUGCUGUAAUUUUCUUCGAUGAACUUGAACCUUUUAUUGUUGGAUGCGUUUCACUUGAUAAUCAGGUCCGAUUUGCUGAAAAAUCUGGAGCGCUUGGCCUAGUUGUUGGACCAGGAAACAGAGUUGUCAUGCAAAUUAAUAAUAAGCUUGAAAGAGGUCGAAUACCAGUCGUUGUAUUGGAUGAUGUAGAAACUAAAAAGCUUAAAAUUCACCUAAAUGAUGCUUCACAAAGCGGUUCAAUUAUAAAACUGUCGUUACAAUAUGUAGAUGUCAGGCCACAAUUUGCUUUGCAUUUGCAGGUAUUUCGACCAACAGUUUUAAAUAUCGGUUUGAUAAUAACCCUUGCAUUGUUGGUAUUUUUUAUUACUGGAUUAGUAUUUAUCAAAAUCAAGUGGAAACCAGCAUCCCAUCGCGAUAUUUGGCUAAGAACAUUGGCAAGGUCUGCUAUUAACAAGAUGGAAGUAAGAAAAUUUGAAAAAGUGGUUGGAUAUCGUGAAGUCGAAGACUCGAGAACAGGCUCAAAUUGUAAAAGUCGUAAACUUUUAUGCCUUUCCGCUAAACGCAAAUAUGUGCCUGUUUUUGGUUCAUUAGCAUCUAUCACACCAAGUUGUAGUAUUCAAGAGCGUUGCAGUAUUUGUUUAGAAGAAUAUAAAGAAGGUCAAGAAUUGCGCGUACUUUUCUGUGGACACGAAUUUCAUCCAAAAUGUGUUGAUCCUUGGCUUAUCAACAACAGGCGUUGUCCCCUUUGCCAGUAUGAUGUUGUUUAUAAAGAAUAUCCAAAGGUUGAGCCAAUAGCAAAAAACAAUCGGGCAAAGUUAGUAUCUUAUUAUUUGAAAUGA